CAAGAUGGCGGCGGCGGCGGCGGGCGCGCUGGGGCGGCUGGAGGAGGAGGCGCUGCGACGCAAGGAGCGGCUCAACGCCCUGAGGGAGAAGACCGGCCGCAAGGCCAAGGAAGAGAGCGAACCCAAGGGCAAGCACCGGAAAGAAGAGGAAGGCGAGCCCGAGAGGCACCGGGAACUCAAGCUGCGGAACUACGUCCCCCAAGAUGAGGAACUGAAGAAGAGGAAGGUGCCCCAGGCCAGGCCGGCCUCAGUGGAGGAGAGAGUGAAAGACCAGCUGGAAGCCGCCAAGCCCGAGCCCAUCAUCGAAGAAGUGGAUCUGGCCAACCUCGCCCCCCGGAAGCCCGACUGGGACCUGAAAAGAGACGUGGCCAAGAAGCUGGACAAGUUGGAGAAGAGGACCCAGAGGGCCAUAGCCGAGCUGAUCCGGGAGCGACUGAGGGGGCAAGACGAAGACCUGGCGUCCGCCGUGGGCUCCGCCAAACAGGAGGAAAGCGAUUCAGACUAACCGGCCCCCCGGGCGCCCAUCCCACCUCCGCGGCAAGUAGCUCCCGGCGUUGGCCCAUCCCGGGAGGGAGCGGGGGGGCCGGCCUGCCCUUCCCGGGCCCCGGCACCGGAUGCCCGUCCGUCCCUUCCUCGCCGUCCCGCCUGAGGACCCUUCUGGAAGCGUAAGACCGCUUUACCCUCGCGGCGCGUCCGGGCGGAGCCCGGGCCCCUGUGGGGGUUGGGGGACCUAAGUGUAUAUGCGUAUUUUGAAUUUUUUUUCUACGUAUCCCCAAGACCGACGAGCCCCAGUGAGAGAGGGAGACCCAAACCCCUCUUCGGGGCGUCCCAGGCCACGGGACCCUGCGGGGUUCAGGCGGACGGACACCCCUGCCUCCCUCCAAUCGAUCACUGGAAUUUAUCGAACCCUAACUGCGUGCGGAGCACUGUAAUCAACGCGCGGGAGACUACGGCGCUCGGUAGAUACGUCCCCUGUCCACAAGGAGCUUAAAGUCUAGAGGGGGGCGCGGGCGUUAAAAUAAAUUAUGGAUUUGUACGUGA
Molecule: messenger RNA, 1041 nt
Organism: Ornithorhynchus anatinus (platypus)
Lineage: Eukaryota; Metazoa; Chordata; Mammalia; Monotremata; Ornithorhynchidae
Gene: CCDC12
Product: coiled-coil domain containing 12
Exons: 7
Coding region: 5-505 (166 amino acids)
Cellular component (GO): post-mRNA release spliceosomal complex; U2-type spliceosomal complex
Source: RefSeq, a predicted model, not a curated record